Messenger RNA from Schistocerca americana (American grasshopper), 960 nucleotides. RefSeq names its product protein jagunal (gene jagn). The transcript is spliced from 4 exons. Gene Ontology annotation, biological process: vesicle-mediated transport; endoplasmic reticulum organization. The record is from RefSeq and is a predicted model, not a curated record. Bases 162 to 737 code for a protein of 191 amino acids. NCBI's taxonomy places the organism in Eukaryota, Metazoa, Arthropoda, Insecta, Orthoptera, Acrididae. Gene Ontology annotation, cellular component: endoplasmic reticulum membrane.
UGGGGGUGUAAAAAUAUCUCGAUCAGGGGUUUUGGUAUACGACAUGUGUGUGUUGUUCUAGUGGCGUGCAGAAAGAAAUAACGAGUAGCACAAAACUUUUUUUUGUGUUGAAUACAGUGAAUUGAAGUGUGUUAUAGUUGAGCUUUGACAACUGUCUUGCUAUGGCUUCAAAAGGUGGACCAAUCGCUCUUGGCACGGAUGGAGCUGAUUUUGUGCAUCGACAGCGUGUAGCAGCACAGUAUCAGAUUAGUGCUCUAAAUAAAUCACGGCUUAAAUACUGCAUAUUUUUUCACUACUUAUUAUUCUUUGCGAUGCUUGCAAAACUGUCUGCAGAUAUUCUGGAUCGCUUGGAUAUAUUCAUUUUAGAAAUAGAAGAACUUCAGAUCCCAGAGCCGCUCUGGUGGGAGUAUAUCUGGUGCAUUAGUCUGCUCCUGUCAUUUCUUGGAUUGGCAGCUGUACGCAAGAACCGGAUAAAAACCAUGAAACAAUAUAUGAUGGGAAUAAUUCUAUUUGGAUUUGGCCCACUUAUGUAUGCAGCAGUGUUCUAUUUCACUGAGGUGUUGGAAUACCUCAGUGAUGGUGAAACUGAGGAAAUUCAGAUGUGGCAAGGAUACCCCUAUGCACUACUGUGGUAUGGAUUCAUCUUACUAGCUGUCCAAGUCCAUUUCUUUUCCUUGUACUUUGCAUGGAAUCUUGUAACUGCUUGGAAAGCCAGAGGAACAAAAAAAGUUGACUGAAAGUGCAUUUUUUAAUAAUUUCAUGUAUUCAGUUUUGUUAAUGAUGCCCCUCUGACAAUUCAUUGGUUUUUUUCUUUUUUAAAAAACAUUUUGUUCACUAUACCAGUAUUUUAAUUCACAAGUUGCAGAUGGAUGCAUACAAUAAUGUAACAUGCAGAACAGGCUUGUAUUUAAUGUCAGUGUGUUAAUACUGCAUAAACAAACUGAUUAUUUCAUGAACCUA